Messenger RNA from Saccostrea cuccullata (small rock oyster), 2076 nucleotides. Its product is annotated as centromere protein L-like. The coding region runs from base 81 to 1169 and encodes 362 amino acids. Lineage: Eukaryota; Metazoa; Mollusca; Bivalvia; Ostreida; Ostreidae. The transcript has 12 exons. The record is from RefSeq and is a predicted model, not a curated record.
CUUACCUAAUGUAAAGGAUUCUGAAGAUUUUCAUCAAAUGGAUACUACAUAUUUAUCAAACACAAGGUACACAUACAAUCAUGGCGACAAAACAGAAGCCCUCAUCAGAAAGUUACGCCACACCACAGAAUGGCAAUACCUUAAAGUCCAGGUUGUCACAGAGAUUCACCCCAAGGAGGUUUACCCCCUAUGGGAGAACCCCCCAGAGUCGGAGGAUCACCACAGUAUUAUCAACCACUCAAGGCAAAAGAAAAACAGUCCGGGCAAAAUCAAAAACCCAAUCUGAAAGUGUUGCUGAAUCUGAAGAGUUCAAAGGUUUCAUCAACAAAACCUGGCGAGUGUUUAAGUUAUCUCCCUUGUACAAGUUUAGCAGCUCCCCAAAAGACCUUAAGCGAUAUGGCCAGCUGUUGUCUUCCUGUUUUGUAGCAGCCAGUCAGAAAGGAAUGUUUGUGGAGAACAAUAUCUCUGGAAAGGCAAUGUUCUGUGUCCAAGAAGGACUGAAAAAGAGUGAAUAUGACCCUGAUGCUGUACAAAUUUUGAUAAAAGGAAAGAGGACUACAGGUACCACAGACACUGCCCUGCUGACAGCCACACUGUGUGGGGUGGAGAUGGAGGAGGAGCAACUCAGUCCCGAUGUGAAGGACCACUUUAUGUACUACCCUGUACUGCUUGUGAAAUCUACUGUAGCCCUCACUGAUGUCCUUAUCACUUGGCUCCAGAUGCAUUUUGACUGCAAAGUUACCCCCAUGAUCUUCCCUCCUGUACAUCUUGCCUGGAUGAUUGGCAUGUGGAGUGGAGCUCUGGCAAAUACAAAUCGUAAGAAGAAGCCCGUAGAACUUGUCUAUCAGGUGCCAAGUGAAUGUGAGGGAAUCAAGAAAGUCACAUAUACCAUAGAAGCCGAGGAUUGUCUUAAAGUUUGGAACAGCAUUCAUGAUCACAGAUCUGAUAUGUUCACAGAAGAGGAGAUGACAACGUUCCUCUCAUGUCUAGAGGAACAUUUUUAUUCCCUUUUUAGAAUAAAGCUAAAUGCCAUGCAGUUGUCAUGUGUCGGUACGUCUUUAUGUUAUAUUGGCAGAGAAGGUUUACUUAAGAUUUAUUCAGAGGAGCAUGUGAUUUCAAUUCUGAGGCAUCUGACAGAAUUAUCUGUGGAACAUUUCAAUCUUGUGUGACAUGCUUAUUACAAGAAAUUAUACAUGUGCAAUAAUUCUUUAUAUUCAUGAUAAGUGUCACAAUAUUGUCUGUAAAAAGUAGCCUCCCCUUUCUUUAAAAAAAUGUAAUAUGCAUUCUUGAAAUGAAAUGUCUUCCUAAAGCAUUAAUGCCAACUUUUAACUGAUAUGAAACCCUACUUUGUGGCCAGACUGUACAUGAAUGAAUGCUUAAAUGCACAUAUUUAUUUAAACAGUAUUAUUCCUUUUUCUUACUGGGGAAUCUUUGAUUGAAGGUUGGGUGGAAUGGGGUAGGGGUUGGAUAGGACCCAAAUUUUUUUUUAUGUUGUUCAAAAUACCCCUCAUGUACCGUACGUAAAAUGUUGCAAUAACUUCUAAAUUGUAACAUUAUUCUUCUGUCAUUUAUAAAUGAAAGUUCUAAAAUUUGUAUCUUUAAUUUACAGAGAUAAAACUGUUAAAUGAUAUUCAAGUGAUGUUGAAGGCCAGUUGGGCAAUUGUUAUUUACAAUGUAUUCACCUAAAACAAUGAUUUAUCAAUCUUUUAUGGUCUUUAUAAUUAUUUUUAUCAAAGUGUCUUUAGAACAAUACUGCAAAAAAGUACACUGUAUGUACACAAAUGUGUGUAAUUUUUUUUUUAUUAAUGACAGGCCAUUUUAUCAAGAAAUUUAUUAAAUACAGAAUUUCCUUUUUUUAAUCAUUAAGUAGAAGAAGCAUUAGAAAUUUUGAUUAAAAAAAAUGUUAUUAAAAGGACAUCUUUUAUGGGGUGCAAUUUCCAUUCAUUUUAAACAAGAUUUGUGGUGAUUUGAAAUUGUUAUUAUGUAAUGUGUAUCAGUUUUCUAAUGUUCAAUUGAAUUGCACUGGGUUUUAUUUUUUUAAUUGCAAAUUUUAUUAAGUGUUUAACAUUUUAUUGG